AUGGAGCUUCCUGAAGAGUACACCCCAUUAAUUCAAAGUCUCACCCCUGGUGAAUGGAACGAUGGCCGCAAACGGUUCGUGGCUACGACCAACGACGACAUCUUGGGUUCCGGAGGAGUCGGCGACGUCAUGUUAGUAUGUAAAAAAGGCGGAAUUGCACAGAGAACGCGUUUGACGGUCGUCUUGUACGUUCCUGGUAUCUCCGUGAAUCUCAUAUCCGUGCGACAGCUCACCGAGAAAGGUUUCAGAGUCGAGCUCAAAGACUGGUGCGAGGUGAAAGACCAAAACGGAAAGGUGUUCCGUGGCUUCUCCCUCGGUCAACAGUUUGUACCGGCUCGAAGAUUGUACUGGCAGUGUCCUUGCUACGUCGACGGAGAAGAAGAGUCGAGAAGGUCGAGAAACCGAAAAGGACUCAGUGUGACGCUUCGGAUGAAUUCCAUCAAGUCGUUUGUUAGUUCGACGGUGCAGACGUACCAAGGGGCUCGGGGAGCCGUCGAGUCUGAGUCGACAGAGCGGACUAAUCCUAUCAGGCCCGAAACCCAGGCCAUACUGCAGGAGAGUCCAGGAGCUCUCACGAGUUCAGCAGAGAGGUUCCCUUUCACCGGACAAGGGCGUGUGAAUCAACUUGGAGGUGUUUUCAUAAAUGGACGACCUCUGCCGACCCACGUACGAUUGAAAAUAGUAGAAAUGGCUGCGGCCGGUGUACGGCCUUGUGUGAUCUCUCGACAGCUGCGGGUAUCCCACGGCUGUGUGUCCAAAAUUCUCAAUAGAUACCAGGAGACUGGUUCGAUACGUCCCGGAGUGAUCGGAGGCUCCAAGCCACGUGUCGCGACACCUGAUGUAGAGAAACGCAUUGAAGAUUACAGAAAAGAAAAUCCCGGUAUUUUCUCGUGGGAAAUUAGAGAUCGACUCGUCAAAGAAGGCAUUUGCGAUCGGAACACGGCGCCCAGUGUCAGUUCAAUCUCUCGUCUUCUCAGAUCCAACAAUCCACCAUCCUUGAGCGGGAUCGGUGGAAAGCACAAGCACACGAUCGAUGGAAUACUCGCGGAUUCAAGAAAAGACGAAGAACACGAUUCGGAGGUCAAAGUCGGAAUAACAUUGAAGAGAAAACAAAGGCGGUCUCGAACGACCUUCACAGCUCAGCAAUUAGACGAAUUGGAAAAAGCCUUCGAGCGGACACAGUAUCCGGAUGUUUACACACGAGAAGAGCUCGGACAGAGAACGCGCUUAACAGAGGCCAGAGUACAGGUGUGGUUCAGCAAUCGACGAGCGAGGUGGCGGAAGCAAAUGGGAGGACAUCAGCAACCGCAUCAAGCUCAGCACAUGGGUGGAUUCUCGGCGUUGGGUCUACCGUCGGCUUCGGCGACGACUUCUCCCUAUGUUUCAGCAGGAUCUGCGGUGACUACGGUCGGAAGCUCCUCCAGUUCAUCGGUGGCAGCAGCAGUAGCAGCUGCCACCGUUGCGUACGGAGGUCUGCUGAACGAAGGGGGCAAUUCUCCUCCUAGCAGCUAUGUGUCGCACAUACCGUCCCAACAACCGCAGCAAUCUUCGAACACAGCGCCGAACAGCGCCAGUAACGCACAUGGUCCAGAAGCCGCUGGAAUCGAUCAUCAACGAGCAGCUUUACCCCAGCAAGAUGAAUCAGAAGCACAUGCUGUCUCGCUGCAACAUCAGGGUCAAGAAAGUGCUUACUCGUCUACGGUCCUUUCCAUGAUGCACAACCCAAUGGAAUAUCACGGAGCGGCUGGACAUGGGAGCACUUCUCUGAUUGACGAAACAAAUCCUUGGAAUCAUCGCAACCCUUGGUCUCAGCCGUCUCAGCAACCGAACGCGCCGCAAAUGGCGAGUCACCAUCAUCAUGGCCUAGCACACGGUGUCUCUGCCGUCGCUGCUGCCGCUGCCGUCGCUAAUACAGCCGCCGGCGCUUCUCAACCUUCGACUGCUUUCAAUGAGGGUUUCUCAACUUCGAACGGAUACUUCUCUCCAGAGCUAUACUAUCCUGGUCAAUUUGGGGGUGGCGCUGGACUUAGAGGUCUCACACUGUGA
Molecule: messenger RNA, 2046 nt
Organism: Galendromus occidentalis (western predatory mite)
Lineage: Eukaryota; Metazoa; Arthropoda; Arachnida; Mesostigmata; Phytoseiidae
Product: protein gooseberry-like
Exons: 9
Coding region: 1-2046 (681 amino acids)
Source: RefSeq, a predicted model, not a curated record